UUUUUUUUUUUUUCGACAUUUCAAUCUCUAUUUCUAGCAACCUACUUUGUUAGUCGUAUUUGAAACUCCUCCAAUAAACUCUAUAUUUCAAAGCAAUACACCUGAAGUAGAAUAACUUCAUGCAUCAAAAUGUCUGGUCGCGGUAGAGGAGGAAGGGGCGGUCGUGGCGGCCGCGGUGGUUUCGGUGCAGCUCGCAAAGCAGGACCACAAGGAAUGCCCGGCGCUGACGACCCAAGUCUGCAGUUCAACGAGAAGCCGCAAGAUACAUAUCCCAAAACCUACAAACCCCCAAUCGCACCCCCCCUCUCCCCAACCGAAGACCGCUCCGUCGCCGCCUUUGUCGCCUUCCGGCGCGCCUUCCAGAAUACGCCGCUGUACACGCACCGACACCUAACGAGCAACAACAACAUGAGCGACGCGGGAACCUCUAAGCCGAGCGAUCCAGUGCGGCGGACGUACGGGCAGGCGCAGCUGAACGCGCGGUUUGGCGUGAAGAGUCGGGCGAGCGCGGACCCCUUUCGCGCUGUGCCGCUGUAUAGUCAUAAGUUUGUCGAUGAGGUGCGCGUGCUGCCCGAGCUGCGCCGGUGCGCCGAUAGGUACGUCAACGCCUUCUUCCCCGAGGAGCUGUGGGCCACCCUGCACGGUCGAGACGCCGGUGGCCCGAAGGGCGGGUACCUUGCGACCAACGGGGUGAAGGAGAAGGAGAAGAAGGGAACGAAGCGCAAGGCCGUGGUGCUGGAUAACGAUACGUUCGCUAGUGACGACGACGGAGAAGGUUCAUCUCGGCGCAGGAAGCGUGAGGACGAGACGGAGGAGGAGCGCAAGAAACGCAUCGAUGCUUCCCUCAAGGAGAAUGAGACGGAGGAGGUUGACAAUAAAGAGGACAUCGAUAUUGAUGAGGAAGAGGAGCAUAUGUCCCAGGAAGACGAUGAUUACGACGAUGACGAGGGCGGAGACUACGACGCAGAGCAAUAUUUCGACGGCGGAGACGCCGACGACUUUGGGGAAGAUGAAGGUGUUGGAGAAAGCGCAAUGGACUUUUAGCGGACGGGUACUAAAUUCGAUGGAUACGCAUCGACCGGAAAUAUCACUCUUGUCGGCUGCAUUGGGAUCGGCGUUUUUGGAGGAGUUUUUCGAGCUUUUAUGUCUCGAGACUGAUUAUGUGACUACAAGACCAAGACGAUUCUCUAGAGACGAUGAAUACCAAGAUCUAU
This is a messenger RNA of Annulohypoxylon maeteangense, 1214 nucleotides long. RefSeq names its product DNA-directed RNA polymerase III, subunit Rpc31. The transcript is spliced from 2 exons. Gene Ontology annotation, biological process: transcription by RNA polymerase III. Bases 130 to 1044 code for a protein of 304 amino acids. The record is from RefSeq and is a predicted model, not a curated record. NCBI's taxonomy places the organism in Eukaryota, Fungi, Ascomycota, Sordariomycetes, Xylariales, Hypoxylaceae.